AUGUCACUGAAAACUGCUUCAGAAGUUCCAUCUAAAAGUAUCAACAUUGAAAAUGCUUAUGCAACUAUUAAUUAUCGAAAGAAGGCAUCAGAUGGUGGUGACAUGCCGAAAUAUGCAACAUUAUCAAAAAUACGAAAGUCAACAAAAUUUGAGCGUCUGACAAGUAAUCGCAAGCGAGAAUGGAUAGAAUCCGGUGCAGAACAUGGCUUUAUCCGGCUUUAUGCACCAACCGGAUCACGAUCUCUGAUUUAUCCAGUCACACUUCAAACAACUGUUCAAGACAUUUGUUCUAUUUUGG
Messenger RNA from Acanthocheilonema viteae, 298 nucleotides. The record is from the annotation of a GenBank genome assembly. Lineage: Eukaryota; Metazoa; Nematoda; Chromadorea; Rhabditida; Onchocercidae.